AUGGCCUUGUUCACUUCCUUACGUCUCCUGGCUCUCUCACUGAGCUUGGCCUCAGCAUGCCCUCAACUCCAGAAAAGACAGGGCGUCAAUUCGACUGUUCCUGAGGAGAACCGCUUCUUUGCCUACCAAGAAUCGGAUGACUGGGGCAGACUCAAUCCAGCGUGGGAACUGUGCCAGACAGGUACCCAGCAAAGUCCAAUCCCACUGCGACUUGACCAAGGCCUCUCGAGAUUCCACACGUUGGAGUUCAACUAUCCGAACACCAGUUCCGGGGACUUCCACAAUUGGGGGUAUGGUCCGGCCACUACAUUUCUGGGCGAGAAUGGGGCCGGUGUUACAAGCUUGCCGUCCGCGCAGUUCGAUGAAAACAACGUCAACGAGACGGUAUAUCUAGCCAGCUGGCACAUUCACGCACCUGCAGACCACUCCGUACAAGGCGACCGCUCCAAAGCCGAGCUACAUCUCGUUCAUGCGGAUGCCCAAGGGAACGAACGCGCUGUCCUCGCCAUCCGUAUCGACCCGGGCAAUUCUGAUAGCGGCUUCUUUCGUCAGCUUCCAGCCUUUAUUGGAUUCAACUCGACCGGCGAGAGUAGACCCAACACGUCGAUGAACAUGAAUCUUGCAUUGGACGAGAUCGAUCGCUUCUCCGAUUUCUGGACCUACCGUGGCUCGUUAACCUCGCCUCCUUGUACGGAAGGUUUGCGAUGGUUCGUCGCCCGGAACAUUAUGUUUGUUUCGGAUGAGCAGAUGCAGGAUAUCUUGCGGGUGUCGACCUUUUCGGCGAGAGCUGAGCAAGAAGUCUGGCGACACGACAUCAACUCCGAUUGA
This is a messenger RNA of Zasmidium cellare ATCC 36951, 828 nucleotides long. RefSeq lists its product as uncharacterized. Gene Ontology annotation, molecular function: carbonate dehydratase activity; zinc ion binding. Lineage: Eukaryota; Fungi; Ascomycota; Dothideomycetes; Mycosphaerellales; Mycosphaerellaceae. The transcript is spliced from 3 exons. The coding region runs from base 1 to 828 and encodes 275 amino acids. The record is from RefSeq and is a predicted model, not a curated record.